Messenger RNA from Pseudozyma hubeiensis SY62, 366 nucleotides. RefSeq lists its product as hypothetical. NCBI's taxonomy places the organism in Eukaryota, Fungi, Basidiomycota, Ustilaginomycetes, Ustilaginales, Ustilaginaceae. The record is from RefSeq and is a predicted model, not a curated record. The transcript is spliced from 2 exons. Bases 1 to 366 code for a protein of 121 amino acids.
AUGCCGUUAGCGCUUUGCCCCGCCCUUCCCGUGUGCAAGCAGAAACGCCGAAGCGGCGGCAUCUUACGACCUUGCUACCGGCGUUCUUUUUCUCUUCUCUCUUUCCGCUCACCGAAGCAUGUUCCUGAACGGGAAAAAUGCCAGUCGUCUGCGCAGGCUAUCCGAUUGGGUAGAGUGAACACGACCGACGAUUUGGCCUUUGCGCGCCGGUCAAGUCGCACCUGGCGAGGUCAAAAGCAAGAGGCAAUACAGGCUGUGCCACGCGUCACUUCGUAUGCAGUUCAAAAGCUGACCAACACCGAUGAGUGUACCAAGAAUAGGGGUCGAAAAGAGAGUUUUGAGAGAAGGGGCGGAAACGAUUCUUGA